AUGAACAACAAGCCGAUAAACACGUUAACUGGUAGUAUAGAUCAGAACUAUGCUCAGUCAAAGUUUCAGGAUGACGUGCAGACGCCCCUGAACGAAACGACUUACAAAACCCACUUUAUGCCUUUCAAGUAUGCAGACGGCGGCGACCGUCUUGCUGCUAUCUCGGGAGAUCCAAGUCGUGAAAAUGGCUUUACUAGAGGCAACAGGGGACGACCUCAAUAUGAAGAAAACGCAGAGGUGGGUAAAACUAAUCCAUAUCUUUGUUCAGUGCUUUAA
Protopolystoma xenopodis is the source of this 276-nucleotide messenger RNA. The record is from the annotation of a GenBank genome assembly. NCBI's taxonomy places the organism in Eukaryota, Metazoa, Platyhelminthes, Monogenea, Polystomatidea, Polystomatidae.